CCCAUCCGAGCGUCUGCAGGUACCUCUCUUCUGUCAGAAACACAGGGAGAGGUGGUUGGAGGAGCAGCGACGGAGGAGCAGUAAGUCCCACCUGUAUGCGUAAAACAACCUAACCGUGUAUUUUUACGCAGAUUGUCGCUGUGAAGUGUAAACAGGCUUUGCUGGCCUGACAGAGACCAGACAUGGAUGUGAAGGACGAGGGGAAAAAGCUGCCCGUUGCCAAGCACGAACCAAAUGGGGAUAUGAGUGAGCGCAAGAAGGAUGGCGAAGAGAAGAAGAAGAAGAAGAAAGAAAAAGAGCCUAAGCUGCCCAUGGUCGGCCCCAUUGCUCUGUUCAGAUUUGCGGACAGCAUGGACCUUUUGAUGGUCUUUUUGGGGACAGUGAUGGCCAUGGCCAAUGGGGUCGUGCUUCCUCUCAUGUGCAUCGUGUUUGGGGACAUGACGGACAGCUUGGUCAAUUUUGACUACCCUGAAAACAUCACCAGCCACCCCAAUUUCACCUACGUACCGAGAAACAACACCCUACAGGAGGACAUGAAUAAAUAUGCCAUCUACUACUCCAUCAUGGGAGCUGUGGUGCUGGUGGCAGCUUACUUGCAGGUUUCCCUGUGGACCAUAGCAGCGGGACGGCAGGUCAAACGCAUCCGCAAGUUGUUUUUCCACCGCAUCAUGCAGCAGGACAUCGGCUGGUUCGAUGUCAACGAGACAGGAGAGCUCAACACGCGUCUCAUAGAUGAUGUCUACAAGAUCCAAGAGGGUAUCGGUGACAAGGCGGGGAUGCUGAUCCAGGCCUACACCACCUUCUUGGCGUCCUUCGUCAUUGGCUUCACCAAAGGCUGGAAGCUCACUCUUGUCAUCCUGGCUGUGAGCCCUGCACUGGGCGUUUCCGCCGCACUUUUCAGCAAGGUGCUGACGAGCUUCACCAGUAAAGAGCAGACGGCAUACGCCAAAGCAGGAGCUGUCGCAGAAGAGGUGCUCUCUGCCAUCAGGACUGUGUUUGCUUUCAGUGGUCAGGACAGAGAGAUCAAGAGAUAUCAGAAGAACUUGGAAGAUGCUAAGAAGAUGGGAAUUAAGAAGGCGAUCUCUGCGAACAUUUCCAUGGGUUUCACCUUCUUGAUGAUCUACCUGUCCUAUGCCCUGGCCUUCUGGUACGGCAGUACACUCAUCCUGAGUAUGGAGUACACCAUUGGGAAUGUGCUCACCGUUUUCUUUGUUGUGCUUAUCGGAGCGUUCACGAUGGGACAGUCCUCUGCCAACAUCCAGACUUUUUCCAGUGCCCGGGGAGCUGCACACAAAGUGUACAGCAUCAUUGAUCAUAAUCCGAGCAUUGACAGCUUUUCGGAGGGCGGCUUCAAGCCCGACUCCAUCAGAGGAAACGUGGAGUUCAGGAACAUUCACUUCAGUUACCCCUCGAGACCGGAAGCAAAAAUAUUAAACAACAUGUCUCUGAGCGUGAAGAGUGGACAGACCAUAGCCUUAGUGGGAAGCAGUGGCUGCGGUAAAAGCACCACGAUCCAGCUGCUGCAGCGGUUCUACGAUCCCCUGGAAGGAUCCGUGUGUGUUGAUGGUCACGACAUCCGAUCUCUCAACGUCCGCUACCUGAGGGAGAUGAUCGGCGUGGUGAGCCAGGAGCCCAUCCUCUUUGCCACCACCAUCGCAGAGAACAUCCGAUACGGCCGCCUCGACGUGACGCAGCAGCAGAUCGAACAGGCUGCCAAGGAGGCCAACGCUUACGACUUCAUUAUGAACCUUCCCAAUAAGUUUGAGACGCAGGUCGGAGACCGGGGGACUCAGAUGAGUGGGGGACAGAAGCAGAGGAUUGCGAUCGCUCGAGCUCUAGCCCGCAACCCCAAAAUCCUUCUGCUGGACGAGGCCACGUCUGCUCUCGAUGCUGAGAGCGAGACCAUUGUGCAGGCGGCACUCGACAAGGUCCGACUGGGUCGCACCACCAUAGUCGUGGCUCAUCGCCUCUCAACCAUCAGAAACGUGGACGUCAUCGCUGGUUUUCAGAAGGGUGAAAUCGCAGAGGUGGGGACACACAGCCAGCUGAUGGAAAAACACGGAAUCUACCAUACGCUGGUCACCACGCAGACGUUUCAGAAAGCCGAGGCGGGGGAGGAGGCGCAGUGUGAGCCGUCUGCAGAAGAGAAGAGCCCGUUGGUCAAAUCCCUCAGUGAGUCCACGCCAUACAGGAGGAAGUCCAUGAGAGGCUCCUCCGUCUCUGCCUCAGAGAGAGGGAAAGAGGAGAAAGGGAAGUCUGAUAAUGACAAGGACGAGACCGAGGAGGAUGAAGACGUGCCCCCUGUGUCCUUCCUGAAAGUGUUGCGUCUCAACCUCCCCGAGUGGCCGUACAUUGUGGUGGGGACCAUCUGUGCCGUCAUCAACGGCGCGAUGCAGCCAGCGUUCGCCAUCAUCUUCUCCAAGAUCAUCACUGUGUUCGCAGAGCCAGAUCAAGAGAUUGUCAGGCAAAGAUCCACUCUAUUUUCCCUCUUGUUUGCUGCUAUCGGAGGUGUAUCAUUUGUCACCAUGUUCCUACAGGGUUUCUGUUUUGGCAAAUCUGGAGAGAUUCUGACCCUCAAACUGAGACUUGGGGCCUUCAAGGCCAUGAUGAGACAGGACCUUGGCUGGUAUGACAACAGCAAAAACAGUGUUGGAGCGCUCACCACGAGACUGGCCACAGACGCUGCCCAAGUACAAGGGGCCACAGGAGUACGCAUGGCCACGCUGGCACAGAACGUUGCCAACUUGGGCACCAGUCUGAUCAUCUCCUUCAUAUAUGGCUGGGAGCUGACGUUGCUCAUCCUGGCUGUUGUGCCCGCCAUGGCAUUGGCUGGAGCCGUGGAGAUGAAGAUGCUCACUGGACACGCUGCCGAGGACAAGAAGGAGCUGGAGAAGGCUGGAAAGAUUGCUACAGAGGCUAUCGAGAAUAUCCGUACUGUCGCUUCUCUUGCCAGAGAACCAAAGUUUGAGUCUUUGUAUCAGGAAAACCUCAAAGUACCAUAUAAGAACUCUCUGAAAAAGGCCCAUGUGUACGGCAUCACCUUCUCCUUCUCCCAGGCCAUGAUCUACUUUGCUUACGCCGCCUGUUUCCGAUUUGGAGCUUGGCUUAUUGAGACAGGAAGGAUGGACGUUGAGGCCGUAUUCCUUGUGAUCUCGGCUGUUCUGUACGGCGCCAUGGCAAUAGGAGAGGCCAAUUCCUUCGCCCCCAACUACGCUAAGGCCAAAAUAUCAGCCUCACACCUCAUGAUGCUGAUGGACAGAGAGCCCGACAUCGACAAUCUUUCACAGGAAGGAACAACACCGGACAAGUUCUAUGGCAACGUGCACUUUGAGCGUGUCAAGUUUAACUACCCUUCGCGGUCUGACGUGCCCGUACUCCAAGGGCUGGAUCUGAAUGUGAAGAAGGGAGAGACGCUGGCCCUGGUGGGGAGCAGCGGCUGUGGAAAGAGCACCAUCAUCCAGCUGCUGGAGAGGUUCUAUGACCCCGCCGAAGGGAGAGUGGUGCUGGACAGUGUAAAUGUAAAAGACCUGAAUAUCCACUGGUUGAGAUCCCACAUAGGCAUCGUAUCCCAGGAGCCCCUGCUGUUCGACUGCACUUUAGCCGAAAACAUCGCCUACGGAGACAACACCCGCACUGUAACCCUGAAGGAGAUUGAGGCAGCUGCCAAGGCGGCCAACAUUCACAACUUCAUACAGGAGCUGCCACAGAAGUACGACACUCAGGCAGGUGACAAGGGAACGCAGCUGUCGGGCGGACAGAAGCAGCGAAUAGCCAUAGCCCGGGCCAUCCUACGCAACCCAACGGUGUUGCUGCUGGACGAGGCCACGUCGGCACUCGACACUGAGAGCGAAAAGGUGGUGCAGGAGGCGCUGGACCAGGCCAGCAAGGGCCGGACGUGCAUCGUGGUGGCCCACCGGCUGUCCACCAUCCAAAACGCCGACCGCAUCGCCGUCCUGCAGGGAGGAGUCGUGGUCGAACAGGGGACACAUCAACAGCUGCUGGCCAAGAAGGGAGUCUACUACAUGCUGGUCACUACACAGUUGGGCCACGGGAGGGAAUGAGAGAGGACAGGGAGAGCACACAGGGAACAAUUCCACACAGACUAUUUUUUAAUCAACAAGACCUUUCAGCCAGAAGACCCAACAUCUGCACUACUGUUCAUUCGUUUUCGACUUUAUGAUUAUUUUAUACAGAAAAGUGUUUUUUUUUGAAUUCCAUUUAGCCGCAUCAGUUUCAGGGUGCUGGUGUUGUUCAGGCAGUCUCACUCUCACUGAGACACUUUACCGGUGACACGUUUCCCUGUGAUGACAAGUUGAAAUGUGUGCUUUGAAAAAGGCCUUCUGCCUUGAACUCCUGUUUUCUUUAUUCUUGUUUGUCGUAAACUGGGACUCGUUGAUGGCCUCGUCCCUUUAUGUCCACUGGACAUCAACAAACAACAGUUUUUUUUCGUGCCACCUACUGUGACCAAAAAUACCUAAUACCAAAUAUGUAGUGAUUACAGCCAACAACUCACUGGAUUUGUGAAGCACUGAUAUUUAUGAUCAACCUGUGUUCUACAGUUAAUGUAUUUGAGAAAAUGAUUUGUAUUUAAAUACGUAAUUGUGUAGUUUAUGAAUGUUCUACAGUCUUGUUACUUAUGGAGCAGAAGUGCCUGAGCUGUCAAAGCAUUGAAAAUGUUUCAUUCACAGCCCUGAGCAAUUUGUAUGAAUCUUCAUCCACACACUUUUUAUUUCUUAUUCUUUUUAAUUCUUAUUUUGUAUGUACAAAAUGCAUAUAAUUACUUAGAAUCUUUUUGGAGGAUAUGCUUAUAUAUUAAAGUUUAAUACGCAAAUAUUGAA
Molecule: messenger RNA, 4838 nt
Organism: Scophthalmus maximus (turbot)
Lineage: Eukaryota; Metazoa; Chordata; Actinopteri; Pleuronectiformes; Scophthalmidae
Gene: abcb4
Product: ATP-binding cassette, sub-family B (MDR/TAP), member 4
Exons: 28
Coding region: 183-4061 (1292 amino acids)
Biological process (GO): transmembrane transport
Cellular component (GO): membrane
Molecular function (GO): ATP hydrolysis activity; ABC-type transporter activity; ATP binding
Source: RefSeq, a predicted model, not a curated record